AUGCCUCGUCAAGGAAGAUCGGGUGGCGGAAGCAGGGCACCUUCUCGCCCUACAGUCGCCCCUCAAAGACCAGCACCACACCAAACUCGACCAGCGACAACAGCCGCGCAUCCUCCGGCACAGACACAUCAAACCGCAAACCCUCCAGCAACUCAAGCCCCUCAAGGCUCAGCAGGUCCGGGUUUGUUCGGCCAGAUGGCAAGCACAGCAGCAGGUGUCGCUGUCGGAAGUAGCAUUGGCCAUGCCAUCGGUGGCUUUUUCGGCGGUGGAUCGAGUGCUCCAGCGGACGCACAACCACAGCAAGGAGCUGUCGCGACUUCGGGGCAGCAAGAACAGAGUAACUGGGGCGCCAGAAGCUGCGAGGUGGAUGCUAAGCAGUUCACCAAGUGCUUGGACGAAAACAGUGGAAAUAUGCAAAUCUGCGGCUGGUAUCUAGAACAACUUAAAGCAUGCCAAUCCGCCGCCAGCCAAUACUAG
Glarea lozoyensis ATCC 20868 is the source of this 477-nucleotide messenger RNA. RefSeq lists its product as uncharacterized. Lineage: Eukaryota; Fungi; Ascomycota; Leotiomycetes; Helotiales; Helotiaceae. The transcript has 3 exons. Gene Ontology annotation, cellular component: mitochondrion; nucleus. The record is from RefSeq and is a predicted model, not a curated record. The coding region runs from base 1 to 477 and encodes 158 amino acids. Gene Ontology annotation, biological process: mitochondrion organization.